Molecule: messenger RNA, 3338 nt
Organism: Homo sapiens (human)
Lineage: Eukaryota; Metazoa; Chordata; Mammalia; Primates; Hominidae
Gene: CFHR4
Product: complement factor H related 4
Exons: 10
Coding region: 100-1659 (519 amino acids)
Cellular component (GO): extracellular region
Source: RefSeq, a predicted model, not a curated record
AAAUUCAGAAUCACACUUGGUAACUAAUAAUGAAAGAUUUCAAACCCCAAACAGUGCAACUGAAACUUUUGCAUUACUAUACUACUGAGAAUAUCUAACAUGUUGUUACUAAUCAAUGUCAUUCUGACCUUGUGGGUUUCCUGUGCUAAUGGACAAGAAGUGAAACCUUGUGAUUUUCCAGAAAUUCAACAUGGAGGUCUAUAUUAUAAGAGUUUGCGUAGACUAUACUUUCCAGCAGCUGCAGGACAAUCUUAUUCCUAUUACUGUGAUCAAAAUUUUGUGACUCCUUCAGGAAGUUACUGGGAUUACAUUCAUUGCACACAAGAUGGUUGGUCACCAACGGUCCCAUGCCUCAGAACAUGCUCAAAAUCAGAUGUAGAAAUUGAAAAUGGAUUCAUUUCUGAAUCUUCCUCUAUUUAUAUUUUAAAUGAAGAAACACAAUAUAAUUGUAAACCAGGAUAUGCAACAGCAGAGGGAAAUUCUUCAGGAUCAAUUACAUGUUUGCAAAAUGGAUGGUCAACACAACCAAUUUGCAUUAAAUUUUGUGAUAUGCCUGUUUUUGAGAAUUCCAGAGCCAAGAGUAAUGGCAUGUGGUUUAAGCUCCAUGACACAUUGGACUAUGAAUGCUAUGAUGGAUAUGAAAGCAGUUAUGGAAACACCACAGAUUCCAUAGUGUGUGGUGAAGAUGGCUGGUCCCAUUUGCCAACAUGCUAUAAUUCUUCAGAAAACUGUGGGCCUCCUCCACCUAUUAGCAAUGGAGAUACCACGUCCUUCCCGCAAAAAGUGUAUCUGCCAUGGUCAAGAGUCGAGUACCAGUGCCAGUCCUACUAUGAACUUCAGGGUUCUAAAUAUGUAACAUGUAGUAAUGGAGACUGGUCAGAACCACCAAGAUGCAUAUCAAUGAAACCUUGUGAGUUUCCAGAAAUUCAACAUGGACAUCUAUAUUAUGAGAAUACGCGUAGACCAUACUUUCCAGUAGCUACAGGACAAUCUUACUCCUAUUACUGUGACCAAAAUUUUGUGACUCCUUCAGGAAGUUACUGGGAUUACAUUCACUGCACACAAGAUGGGUGGUUGCCAACAGUCCCAUGCCUCAGAACAUGCUCAAAAUCAGAUAUAGAAAUUGAAAAUGGAUUCAUUUCUGAAUCUUCCUCUAUUUAUAUUUUAAAUAAAGAAAUACAAUAUAAAUGUAAACCAGGAUAUGCAACAGCAGAUGGAAAUUCUUCAGGUUCAAUUACAUGUUUGCAAAAUGGAUGGUCAGCACAACCAAUUUGCAUUAAAUUUUGUGAUAUGCCUGUUUUUGAGAAUUCCAGAGCCAAGAGUAAUGGCAUGCGGUUUAAGCUCCAUGACACAUUGGACUACGAAUGCUACGAUGGAUAUGAAAUCAGUUAUGGAAACACCACAGGUUCCAUAGUGUGUGGUGAAGAUGGGUGGUCCCAUUUCCCAACAUGUUAUAAUUCUUCAGAAAAGUGUGGGCCUCCUCCACCUAUUAGCAAUGGUGAUACCACCUCCUUUCUACUAAAAGUGUAUGUGCCACAGUCAAGAGUCGAGUACCAAUGCCAGUCCUACUAUGAACUUCAGGGUUCUAAUUAUGUAACAUGUAGUAAUGGAGAGUGGUCGGAACCACCAAGAUGCAUACGUAUCCACUUCUGUAGAUGAUCAUGUCCAAGUUUGAGCUCCAAACUAUGCAAGUGGCAAGACUGAAGAAGAAAUUAGUAUCCUCAAAUCAAAAUAGUUUACAAGUAUCUUCAAACUUGAUUUCAUAGAAAAGUGUUAGGUUUCAGAGAUAAAUUCUGAGUCUCAAAUUUGAUUGAAUGGGGAGAUGGACACUCCUAAGAUGGGUUUCACAGCAAAAGCAUUACCUCUUCUCACAAUCAAGAACAGGAAAGGAUUAUAAUUAUCUGAAGAUACAAGAUCAGUUCCAUGAUACAAGCAAGACUUUCAGUCUUCAAAACUAAAGAAGCAAAGAGCAUUCAAGCACAGAAUUCUAGGGAAAAAGGCAACCUUAUGGAAAAGAUUACAUAUACAUAUGGCAUAUUAAAGCAAUGAGGAAAACUUUCCCAGGCAGCAGGAAACUUUAGAAAGUUUUGGAAAAUAUGUUUGGAGAAGUAUUUAGAGUUCAAAUAAUAUUUAUUUUUGAAUUGUAAACAGCCUCUGAAUGUAUUGAAGAGCUCUUAAAAUUUUUUGGAUCUCAAAAGUGAUAUGUACUAUGUUAAGAAAUUUAUUUAAGUAAGUACUUGAAAGAUGUAUUAAAAUAUGAUUGGGGAAAUUUCUAAAGAAAUGCUAAUGCUAAUAAGGGCUAAACUAGAAUGCAGAAUACUUGAGUCAAAAGAAGAGAUAGGUGAGUGAAUGAUAUCAUCAAAAAUGAAAAGCUUGCUAUGUAAGAACUGACAUUUUUAUCAUGUAAGAAUUAGGCUUAAUACCUAGGGUAUGGGUUGAUAGGUACAGCAAACCACCAUGGCACACAUUUACCUAUGGAACAAACCUGCACAUCCUGCACAUGUACCCUGGAACUUAAAAAAAAAUUAUAAAUUUUUUUACAAAAGAAUUUUAUAAAAGAAAACCCAUAUGUGGAAGUAACAUUAUCUUACUGAUUUUACAGAUGAAGGCAUAGUGAGAUAGAGUAAUUUGUCCAUAAUCAUGUAGGGAUUCACAUUAACUCCUGUGUGCUUAUCCUUGCCUCUUUAAAAUAGAAAAUGAAGAUGACAGGGAUAGAUGAUGGUGAUAGAGAGAGAGAUAAUUGACAGAUAUUGAGGUGUAUGUAUGUAUGUAUGUAUGUAUGUAUAUAUAGAGAGUUUUAUUUUAAUAGAUGACUAUUAGAAAGAUUAUACCUUUCUACAGUUCUUUUUCUACACUGUGGGCAUAAGAGAAAAAUAUAAACAUAGAAUUAAAUUAGCAAAAUGUGAGUACAUUUGGAGUGCUUGUAGUCACGGCUUGUCAAAUGGGGGAAAGGAGGAUAAGUAACCAUGACUCCAGUGGAACAUGUUAGCAUAAUCCUUUUUGAUAUGAAGUCACUAGGGUGGACACAACAUGUUUUAGGGAAGAAGAGUUCAGGCUCUAGAGAAAGACUGCCAGGGUUCACGUUUAUCACCUCACCUGAUGAUCUCUGCUGUGACGUUGGGGAAGUGCAACUGAACUUAUUAUAUUUUUGAAAUGCUAAAGUCAGUAUGUAGCACAAAUUAAUAACUAUUAACUAUUUGGAUUAUUUUAUAAUUUUAUUUUAUCCUAAACUACUCAUUAGGAUGCAUUUUAUUUGCUCAUGAAAGGCAAGAUUAUGAUUGUUAAUUGUUUCUUUUUCUGCUUUCAGAUCCAUGUAUAAUAACUGAAGAAAACAUGAA